AUGACGGACCAACUUCUCGAUACACCAUUCAAGCAUCCUGUAUCCUUCACUGGCCUUGCAGAUAAUGCAUGGAACCGUUUAUCGGAAGCUGCGCUUAGUACAGGAUGGAAGCCUGUCACGAAACUCGCUGAAGCUGCUGUUGUAGCGCAAGUUCAACUCUUCUUCUUCUACUUCCAGCAAGGCCAACUGAAAGUCCUCACAUUUUCGCAUAUCUACACUUUUCCUUCGCACGAAACAACCGCACGGAUUGAGGACGGUGGACACAAGGCUGAACUGCGAGUUGUCAACGAUGUCUUCUGGGUGCGGCUCUGCGCUAUGGGCGAUUUGGGUUUCGCGGAAGCCUAUAUGUAUGGCGAUGUCGAAUGUGACGAUUUGAUAUCGCUUUUUCAGAUUUUUUUGAACAACCGUUCCCACCUCUCUAAUUUAUCCUCGUCUCUCUCAUAUCUUUUCACCCUUCCUCAAAAAUUAACCUCCUAUCGGUUCCUCAAUACAAUCUCCAACUCCCGCUCAAAUAUAUCUGCGCAUUAUGAUAUCUCCAAUGAUAUGUUUGCUGGGUUUUUGUCCAAGGACAUGACAUACUCAUGUGCUAUUUUCGAGGACCUUGAUGGCGAUCUAAAGGGAGGAGAACCAGGAGAAUUGAAGGGAAGAUGGAACGGUGGUCAUGGAUUGAAGAAACUUACGAAUGGCACGACGAACGGCGUGCCAUUGUUGUCUAUGCCAUCUCCUGCAUCAAAGAAAACUGGUCUAGCCGAGUUGCCCUCCUUCUCCGACCCUCUUGAAGACGCCCAAUAUCGCAAACUGCACCACAUAAUCCGUAAAGCGCGUAUUCUCCCUGGUCACCGUGUCCUCGAAAUCGCUGAGGGACUUGGAGAAAGGGUGCAAGUCCAUCUAAUGGACUAUCGUCACAUGCCCGAGGGGUGGAAAGGCAAGUUCGAUAGAGUUGUGAGCGUGGAAAUGAUCGAGGCAGUUGGGAAGGAGUUUUUGGAAGGAUUUUGGGCCAAGGUGGAGUGGGCGAUGAAGGAACAGGAGAGUGUUGGGGUGGUGCAGGUCAUUACGAUUCCCGAAGCGAGAUUCGAAAGGUACAUAAAGGAAAUAGAUUUUAUCCGGAAAUGGGUACUCUUCCCAGGCGGAUUUCUCCCAACCCUCACUUUCCUCCUACAGACUCUCACUUCCGGCUCCCGAGGAACGCUCACCGUAGACUCCAUCUCGAACAUCGGACCGCACUAUGCGCGUACCCUGAGGGAAUGGCGGAAGCGGUUCGUACAGAGAUUUGAGGAAGUGGUCGUUCCGGCUCUGCAGAGGGAUUAUCCUGAAGUUAUGGGUGUAGCGAAAGGGAAGGAAGGAAGGAAGGAAAUUGAAGUGUUUAAAAGGAAAUGGAUUUGUGAUUGUUACUGCGAAGUUGGAUUCACGACGCGGACACUUGGAGAUCAUAUAAUCACAUUCACCCGAGAAGGAGCGCAGUCUUAUGGGUGCGAUUCUUUCAAUUAG
Messenger RNA from Lentinula edodes (shiitake mushroom), 1488 nucleotides. RefSeq names its product S-adenosyl-L-methionine-dependent methyltransferase. Lineage: Eukaryota; Fungi; Basidiomycota; Agaricomycetes; Agaricales; Omphalotaceae. Bases 1 to 1488 code for a protein of 495 amino acids. The transcript is spliced from 9 exons. The record is from RefSeq and is a predicted model, not a curated record.